CGAGUGAUGCCACUGCACCAACCGCAUCUCGCCACCGCGAAAACACGCCGAGCAUAAAGCGCUUCUUCUGCGAGGAGUGAGAAACACAUUCGCCUGGAGACAUCCACUGCCCAUGAAGAUGUCUAACGCUGACAUGGUCUUGAACUCCACCGAUCGGAUAGUGAAAUCCGUUCCCUUCCCCCUGAGUCAUCGCCUCACCAUGAAGGAGGUGUUUGACUGUGAGGGGAAACCAAGGGUGGAUCUACUGAAAGCCCACCUCACUAAAGAGGGCCGAGUGGAGGAGACCGUGGCCCUCCGAAUCGUAAACGAAGGGGCCUCUAUCUUACGCCAGGAGAAGACCAUGCUGGACAUAGAGGCACCUGUCACAGUGUGCGGUGACAUCCAUGGGCAGUUCUUUGACCUGAUGAAACUGUUUGAGGUGGGAGGCUCUCCAGCCACGACACGAUACCUCUUCCUGGGUGACUAUGUGGACCGGGGUUACUUCAGUAUCGAGGUGAGAAAAGUUUCACUGGGAUACCUUAUCAGUGGUGCACUAACAUUCGACGACGAUAUAAAUCAUGAAUGUAGACAUUUGACAGAAUAUUUCACCUUCAAACAAGAAUGUAAAAUCAAGUAUUCAGAGCAGGUUUACGAUGCCUGUAUGGCCGCAUUUGACUGUCUGCCCUUGGCAGCUCUCAUGAACCAGCAGUUCCUGUGUGUCCACGGUGGCCUGUCCCCAGAAAUACAGACCUUAGACGACAUAAAGAAGUUGGACCGGUUUAAGGAGCCCCCAGCAUUCGGGCCUAUGUGUGAUUUGCUUUGGUCCGAUCCGUUGGAGGACUUCGGCAAUGAAAAGAGCCAAGAGUACUUUAGCCACAACACAGUCAGAGGAUGCUCAUAUUUCUACAGUUAUCCGGCUGUCUGUGACUUCCUACAGAAUAAUAACUUGUUAUCAAUCAUUCGAGCACACGAAGCACAAGAUGCAGGGUAUCGGAUGUACAGGAAGAGUCAGACUACUGGCUUCCCUUCCCUAAUUACCAUCUUCUCUGCACCAAACUACCUUGAUGUUUACAACAAUAAAGCUGCCGUCCUGAAGUAUGAGAACAAUGUAAUGAACAUCCGGCAGUUUAACUGCUCCCCUCAUCCUUACUGGCUGCCAAAUUUCAUGGAUGUCUUUACCUGGUCACUUCCAUUUGUGGGGGAGAAAGUCACGGAGAUGCUGGUUAAUGUGUUGAGCAUCUGUUCUGACGAUGAGCUGAUGAAUGACGGAGACGAGAUCUUUGACGCCAAUGCAGCAGCUGCUCGGAAAGAGGUGAUUAGGAACAAGAUCCGUGCCAUUGGGAAGAUGGCCAAGAUGUUCUCCGUGCUCAGAGAGGAGAGUGAGAAUGUGUUGACCCUGAAGGGCCUGACCCCUACCGGCAUGCUCCCCAGCGGGGUGCUUUCUGGAGGCAAGCAGACUCUACAGAGUGCAACCAUCGAAGCCAUUGAAGCCAUCGAGACGGACGAAGACGGAGAAGCCAUCCGCGGCUUCUCUCCACAGCACAAGAUCAACAGCUUCGAAGAGGCUAAAGGUCUGGACCGCAUCAACGAGCGCAUGCCACCCCGCAAGGAUGUUGUCAACCAUGUGGGCCACUCCAUGGGCAAGAUGAACAUGUCCGAGACCAAUGGCACGGAUGACAACAGUAACAUCCAGUGAUGAAACGGCUGCCCACUCACCUGCACCCAAGUCCAUGCCUCCGCCACGACACAUGGCAUGACAACGCCAAACCCGUGAUUUAAGACCUCCUGCUUCCAAAACCACCCAAUGACAUCACCAUAUAUCUUAAAUGUUUCACUGAAAAGAGGCAGACUGUUUUCUUGCUGUCAGUUUGCCGCUUGCAAUUUUUAAAAGCGGAUACCUUGCCGACGGCAAGUUUCUGCCUUUUUUUGGGAGUGUCGAAUGGGAAGGAGGGGUGGGGGGUGAUUUGCCUGUGAAAGGCUGAAAGUGUCUUUAUCAGAGAGAGGGCGGUCUCAGUUCCUUUCCGACUCCACCCACAUGUCAAGUGGGCGGUGUUUAGGAAGUCUCUCUUAAGCCUGAUCCAUCCAGUUCAUCGGUGCGGGUGAUGAAUCCAUACCGGAUCCAUGCACACUUUUUUCCUCUUUUGAUUGCGAGUUUUUCUUCAUGAUCCCAUCUUAUAAUGAAAUGAUCUCACUGUUGACGAUGUUUUGCUACUAGUAUUAAUAAAUAUACAAAUUUGAAAUGACAAAAAAUGAAAAAUGUUUGUAAGAAAGGACAUUUAACGACGAAUCCUGUACAUUUUAUUACUUGCGAUGCAGUCUUACCCGGGGGGGUUUAUUUCUUGAUUUGGUUUUUGGUAAGAUGCCAUGAAGCAGUAGAGGAGAAGAGCAGUGCUGCUUGUCCGCCGUAGACUCUCGAUCAAAGCAACCGUUCGGAUGGAGCUCAAGCUCAACCUUUGGCACCACCUUCCUGAUUGUUUCUCACUUGCCUGUAUCUAAAGAGAGAGAAUGCACAUAGUACAUUUCGCAAGUCAAAUAAAUAUAUAUAAAUAUAUUUAAAUAUAUGAUUAUUAACAAAGGUCGAGGACAAUGAUUUGUAACAGCAUCUAUGGUACUGAACGCAUCAGUGCAUGCAAUUAAGUUCCUUAUUGAUAUGUGAAAUUAUAAUUGUGAUGUGUUUCAAUAUAGUAGACUUGAAUUAUUUCCCUUCGAAUUAUAUUUGUAAAGGUCUAGUUUGUUUUUAUAUCUCUAUAAAUAGAUAUGAUUUUGUAAUCUUUUAUUUAAUUUCUUCUUUUUUUCAUCAAUAUCAUUUUAUUAUCGUUGAUUUUAUUUUUGUAGUUUCGCUGUACAGGCACUGACGCUCUUUCCGAAGUGUUUUUCAUCAUCUUUUUUUUAGUUCUUUAUUUUGGUUUGGUUCUCUCUGUUCAGUUGGUGUACAGAAGUUGUUCAGUAGUGUGAAUGAACAUAUUACUCAGUGAAAAGCAACAUUCAGGCUGCCAAAGCAUGAUCGCAUGGUUUAUUCAAAUUGUAAACUAAUUGGACAUGAGGAAAAUUCAGUGUCUCACUUUGAAGAGGAAAACUAUAUUAUCAUUAUGAAUCUUGAUGAUCUUCUUAUUAUUCUUACAAUUAAGCUUACGUUCUUUCAUUUCCACUGUUUUCUGAUCCUUGUUUGGUCCAGACGUGGUUUAUUUCAAAGAAGGAAUUUUAUGGAUUUGUGACUAUUUUUCUUGUAAUUUUCUCUGGAACUAAGUUUUCGCAUUUGACUUCCUAAAUGAAAACACAUAUUGUAAGCAUGCCCUAUGGGACAAAUCACUUUUUUUACUCUUGAAUAAAAUAUGCAUGAACUAA
Cyprinus carpio (common carp) is the source of this 3324-nucleotide messenger RNA. RefSeq names its product protein phosphatase 3, catalytic subunit, alpha isozyme. NCBI's taxonomy places the organism in Eukaryota, Metazoa, Chordata, Actinopteri, Cypriniformes, Cyprinidae. Bases 113 to 1675 code for a protein of 520 amino acids. Gene Ontology annotation, cellular component: cytosol; cytoplasm; calcineurin complex. The transcript has 15 exons. Gene Ontology annotation, molecular function: calmodulin binding; calmodulin-dependent protein phosphatase activity. Gene Ontology annotation, biological process: calcineurin-NFAT signaling cascade. The record is from RefSeq and is a predicted model, not a curated record.